Messenger RNA from Eimeria necatrix, 1518 nucleotides. RefSeq names its product centrosomal protein, putative. The transcript is spliced from 12 exons. The record is from RefSeq and is a predicted model, not a curated record. The coding region runs from base 1 to 1518 and encodes 505 amino acids. Gene Ontology annotation, molecular function: small GTPase binding. Gene Ontology annotation, biological process: Golgi organization; endoplasmic reticulum to Golgi vesicle-mediated transport. Gene Ontology annotation, cellular component: Golgi apparatus. Lineage: Eukaryota; Apicomplexa; Conoidasida; Eucoccidiorida; Eimeriidae.
AUGCAGAAUGCGUGGUGCGCGAUUCGCGGGGCGGUCAACGAAAUAAAUGCGGUGCUGCUUUCUGAAGAUGAAGACGAGGAAGAAGAAGAAGAACAAGAAGACUUGGGGGGCCCCCAGAGGGGCCCCUCCAGGGACUUGCUGCUGCUGCAGCAGCAGAAGGCGCAGCAGGAAGCUGUUGCGCGGCAGCUGGAGCUUUCAGAGGCCGAAACUGCCAAGUAUGCGCAGCAGCUAGCCAGCCUCCGCAGGGAGUGCCGCCAGCUGCGCUCCCGCCUGUCUUCCCAGCAGCAGCAGCAGCAGCAGCAGCAGCAGCAGCAGCAGGGGGGGGAUUCGGAAGCAGCAGCAGCAGCAGCAGCAGCAGCAGGAAGCAGGGGCAGCAGCAGCGCGAGCGACCCGCAGCUGGAGAGUUCUGCGUCUUUUCAGCAGCUGCUGUCACGGCCUUUGGCGCGGACUCUUCCCCCCGAGUUGUACAGCUGGCUGCGGGGCUUCGAGUCUUCGGGGGGCCCCCCUGGGGGGCCCCCCGGGGGGGCCCCCCAGGGGGGCCCCCCGGAGUCCCGGGGGGCCCCGCAAGACCCAAAUGGGGGUUUUUUUUCCUUGACCAAAUGCGUACAAGCAGCAGAAAAGCUCGUGCGCUGGGGGACUUUGUCCCGCGGAAGCUCUGCAGUAGUGACUCCUAGACAAGGCGAAGAGGCCCUCAGCAGCAGCGAGGGGCCCCCAGGGGCCCCCGAGGCUGAGCGGCGGCUGCUGCAGGAAAUGGCCAAGCGGCAGCAGCUGCAGCACCAAGCUGCUGCGCUGCAGCGGCGAGUAAUGGAACUAACUGAAGAUUUAAAAGAUUCUCAACAAAUGAUUGAAGAGCAGAGGGAAGCUGAGCGCGAAAGAGUGAAGCAGGCUGACAGCGAAGAAACGGAAAGGCUGAAGACGCAACUGGGAAAAGUGACGGAGCAGCUCGAGACAUCUUCUCAUGCUUCUGUCUCUCGAGCUUUGCAAGAAGCUUUGGAAGAGUUGGCGGAGCUUCGAGGGGACGCAGCUACAGACUGCGAUGGCACAGUCAGUCGACUUCGCGCGGAGUUGGCGACGGCUCGAAGUGAAUUGGAGGAAAUGCAAAAUGAUUUGAAUUUAAACCAAACCCUCAAGACGCAAAUUCAAGAGCUUGAGGGAAAGCUAGAGGAGGCCUUUAAGCAAAGAGACGAAGCAAAAGCAGCAGCAGAUAAAUAUGAAGCGGACAACAAAACUAUUUCGGACGGCAUGCAGAAGCUGCUGCAGAAGCUGCAUGCACAAGUGGAAGAUCAGGACUAUUUUGUAGACAAAAGAAUUGUAGCGCAAAUGAUUGCCAAGUACCAAGAAGCGCACGGAAAUAUAAAAAGACGCGAAGAAAUCUUUUUUUUGAUUUGCGACGUUUUGGGGUUUAGCGACGAAGACAGAGAGCGCUUUGGGCUCCCCCAGAGGCCAAGCGAAAGGGGCAAAGAGGGCGGAGGACUUUCUGAACAGUUUGUGGAGUUUUUGAAUGGAGAAGUGUCUUGA